Messenger RNA from Microtus ochrogaster (prairie vole), 1355 nucleotides. Its product is annotated as cystatin 8. Bases 54 to 857 code for a protein of 267 amino acids. NCBI's taxonomy places the organism in Eukaryota, Metazoa, Chordata, Mammalia, Rodentia, Cricetidae. The transcript is spliced from 5 exons. Gene Ontology annotation, molecular function: cysteine-type endopeptidase inhibitor activity. The record is from RefSeq and is a predicted model, not a curated record.
CUCUCUACCAAUGCGUGCAUCCUCAGCUCCCAGUGCGGAAAAGGAAGACAGUCAUGUUGUGGAAGGCCUUCCUGCUUGUGGGGCUUAUUGUGAUGGGGAUUCGUGACUGCAGCUUCAGAUUUGUAGACAUCAACAAGAACAAUGAGGAUUUUAGCAUUUCUGUGGAGUAUGUAGUGUUUCACUUCAAUGAAAAUCAGGAUGAUAAUUUUGCCUACAAGUUCCUGAGAGUCCGGAGAAGUCAGAGUCAGAGAAAUAAAUUGCUGUUUUUAGUAGACCUGGAGAUGGGCCGUACAAUUUGUAAGAAAUUUGAAGAAGACAUUGACAAUUGCCCAUUGCAGGAGGGCCAAGGAGAGAAAAAGACCUACAGCAGCGGAGCUCUAAGAGGACGUGAAGGACAAACACCUCUCCGGCCUUUUGACCGAGGGACCAUGACAAAAUACUUGUGUCCCUUCAUGCUCAUCCUCAUCAUUCCAGUGGCUCUGGCAGUUGGUGGGGAUCAAGCCAAGAAUGAAGUGAAGGCGUUGAGGUACUUUGAAUCCAUCAACAUCUCGAAUGCCAAUGUGAAGCAGUGUGUGUGGUUUGCUAUGAAAGAAUACAACAAGGGAAGCAAGGACAAGUAUGUCUUCCUCGUGGACAGGACACUGCAUGCCAAGCUUCAGAUUACAGACCGAAUGGAAUACCAAAUUAAUGUUCAGAUUGCCCGCAGCAAUUGUAAAAAGCCUCUAAACAAUACUGUAAACUGCGUCACUCAAAAAAACUCCAAAUUGGAAAAGAAAGUAAAUUGCAGCUUUUUGGUCGGAGCGCUUCCCUGGAAUGGCGUGUUCACCCUGUUGGACAAGGACUGCAAAGAUAUCUAAGGGUGUCGCGGAGCACCCCUCCCGCUUCUGAGUCUGCCUUUCUCUGUGAUAAAAGAGCAACGUUGGUUCAAGGCUGCCACCAUCACUUUACUCGUGUGUGCCUCCCCUGCUUGCUUUCUUAUUAGUUUCACAUUAAAGGAAAGGGGUAAAAUAGGGGCUCUGCCCUGGUACCAAAGAUGGACCCUCACCUGUAGCCAGCUUCAGGACCACCAGAGUGUGGACUACUUUUGCUCCACAUGGUCAAUGGAAGGAGAAAUGUAUUUUGAUUGGAUAAUAAUCCCUUAAAGAGAUCGGAACCUGGUGGGUAUUGCUCAAAAGAUCUCUUCUAGAUGCCUCUCUGGACCUGAGGCUCCUUCCUGUCUAAGAGUUCCAGGCGGGAUAUCACCAUAUCAGGAGGAACAGCCCAUCCCUGGGGGGAGGUGUGAUUUGUGAAUUGGGGGACUUUUGUUUCUUCUGCCGAUUUGAGAAAUGGUCAGAAAGAGAAAGCAAGAGACCAAA